Molecule: messenger RNA, 5776 nt
Organism: Scophthalmus maximus (turbot)
Lineage: Eukaryota; Metazoa; Chordata; Actinopteri; Pleuronectiformes; Scophthalmidae
Gene: cdk14
Product: cyclin-dependent kinase 14
Exons: 15
Coding region: 441-1853 (470 amino acids)
Biological process (GO): protein phosphorylation
Cellular component (GO): cytoplasm; cytosol; nucleus
Molecular function (GO): ATP binding; cyclin-dependent protein serine/threonine kinase activity; cyclin binding
Source: RefSeq, a predicted model, not a curated record
AUCCCCCCAAAAAUGACAUCUCGGCUUGCGGUGGAGCAGGGAUCGACUGGGACGCGGAGGGAAAGAGAAAAGAAAGAAGUCGACUAGAUCUCAUCUGGAAGAUUACGCACAAGAAAAGCGCAAAGAGGGAUUACGCACGGUUUUCCCGGUGCGACUGCCUCUGACUUUUAUUGUCUCUAUUUGGAAAUGUAGUUGGCAAUUCUCGUGGAAAAAACCCAAUCUGCAGAAGGGACAGUUGAUCUCACGAGUUGAUGAGAGGAGCGAGAGCUGAGCCGUCCGUGAUCCAGUGUUCCAGCGGCGCGCUGCAGCUGCGCUGAAGAAGCCCCCGCUGGGCUGAUCCUCAUUCCCCCGCGUCAAACCGACCUCCAGUCCGCUGCCGGUCCUCCGACAAAGUCGGUGAGGUGGUGGUGGUGGGGGGGGGGGGGGGGGGGAGAAAAAAAAUGUGCGACUUGAUGCCAACCUCGCAGCCCGCGGAGAAGAUCGGCAAAAUGAAAAAGUUGAGGAGAACUUUGUCGGAGAGUUUCAGGAGCAUUGCCUUCAAGAAAGAGGACAGCGGCUUUGACGAGAUAUGUGUCACAAAGAUGUCCACACGCAGCUGCCAGGGAACGGACUCGGUCAUCAAGCCCCUGGACACCAUCCCUGAGGACAAGAAGGUGAGAGUGCAGCGCACGCAGAGCGGCUUCGACCCGUUCGAGAAGCCCGCCAGUCAGGUGAAGAGGGUCCACUCCGAGAACAAUGCCUGCAUCAACGCCAAGGGCUCGUCCGCCGGCAAGGAGUCGCCCAAACUGCGCCGGCACUCCAGCCCCAGCUCCCCCACAAGCCCCAAGUUUGGAAAAGCAGAUUCCUACGAAAAGCUGGAGAAACUGGGAGAGGGUUCGUACGCUACAGUGUACAAGGGAAAGAGCAAGGUGAAUGGGAAGCUGGUGGCUCUGAAGGUGAUUCGUCUGCAGGAGGAGGAAGGAACGCCCUUCACAGCCAUAAGAGAAGCGUCUCUUCUGAAAGGCCUGAAGCAUUCGAACAUCGUGCUCCUCCAUGACAUCAUCCACACCAAGGAAACGCUGACGCUGGUCUUUGAAUACGUGCACACAGACCUGUGUCAGUACAUGGACAGACACCCCGGGGGUCUGCAUCCAGACAAUGUGAAGCUCUUCCUGUUCCAGUUGCUCCGAGGCCUGUCCUACAUCCACCAGAGGUACAUCCUCCACCGCGACCUGAAGCCGCAGAACCUGCUCAUCAGCGACACCGGAGAACUCAAACUUGCUGACUUCGGACUGGCCCGGGCCAAGUCCAUCCCCAGCCAUACCUACUCCAACGAGGUCGUGACGCUCUGGUACCGGCCUCCGGAUGUGCUGCUGGGAUCCACGGACUACUCCACCUGCCUGGACAUGUGGGGAGUGGGCUGCAUUUUCAUCGAGAUGAUCCAAGGAGUGGCUGCCUUCCCGGGGAUGAAAGACAUCCAGGACCAGCUGGAGAGGAUAUUCCUGGUCCUCGGGACCCCGUCUGAGGACACCUGGCCCAGUGUUUCCUCCCUGCCUCACUUCAAACCAGAUCGUUUUACAGUGUACAGCGCUAAGAAGCUCAGACAAGCGUGGAACAAGUUGGGUUACGUGGACCACGCCGAGGAGUUGGCCUCCAGAUUCCUCCAGUGCUUCCCAAAGAACCGCCUGUCGGCGCAGGCGGCGCUGAACCAGGAGUACUUCAGCAACCUUCCCCCUCGGCUCUGGGAGCUGCAGGACAUGUCUUCUAUCUUCACCGUACCAAAUGUCAAGCUGCAGACGGAGAGCGGCGACAGCAUACAGGUGUGUGCACGGAGGAACAGCCACGGCAAAGCUUCCUCCGGCAGCAAACACUGACCUGAGGCAGGAUCCUGCACACGAGCGCCUGACAGGUUGUGAUGAAGACAAAGAUGCUGAGACAGAGGAUCCAGAGGAAUGAACGAGCCCCGGUUUUCUUUAUUUAUUACUGUCACAGUGUGUGUGUGUGUGUGUGUGUGUGUGUGAGAGAGAGAGAGAGACCAUUGAGUAGAUAGGAAUGCAUGUUUGCAUUAUGAACAAAACAUAAGAUUUCAGUUUUAUCGUUUUCAAAAAAUUUUGUUUACUUUUUUAUAAGGUUCCAAUAAGUCGUAUAUCAUCGUCACCGUAUAAACAAAGGGUCUUUACUAUUGGUCCAUAUUGUGUUUCGUGUUUGUAACUAGCCUCCUAUUUAAGAAUGUAUAUUAGUUUGUAUGAUAUAAUCAUCUAGAUACAAUACAGUGAACAGUUUUAUCAUAUCAUUUCUUCUUCUUCUCACCACUUAUACUGCUCCACGGGACACAUCACUCAGCAAACACAUUUGAGGAAAAAAGAAAAAAAUAUAGUUAUAACACAAAGUUAUGCAUCAAAUCAAAACAUUCAGCCUAAAAGAGUUUUUUUCUGAUUAAGCUAAUUUGUGGAUCAGCAAACAACUGAUGAUGAUGAUAAUAAUAAUAAUAAUAAUGGUGGUGGAACACAUCCUCUGGCAGCCAUUUUGGAGGUCCUUUGUUCCGCUGAAGUUACUGUAAAGGUACUGUACACUCAUCUCAGUGUCAAGUCAAUAUGGCUGAGAGAAAGAUAGAUACAGUAUUAUGGGGUGAUUAAAGCGACAUUUCAAAAUUCCCAUAUUAAAAUGAUAAGUAAGACCUCUGGUAGUCCAAAGGACCUCCGUGAUGGAACCACAUCUGGCUGAUAGGAGUUCUGUGUUGUGCUGCUGAAAAGCCACUGUCACAUACUGUACAUGACACAUAACUGAGACCGCAGACAACCAGUGUACGAAUAGAAACGCAAUACCGUUAUUGUACAGCAGCUGUUUGUGUGUCCGAUAGAGGUGUGUGUGUGUGUGUGUGUGCGUGUGUAUGGGUGUGUGUGGGUGUAAUAAACAUGGGCAAUAGCUAAGCAUUGGUGCUUCCAUCCAUGUAAAUGAGCUAAUGUACAAACACCAAGGCAAGGGGCUGUGCAGCGUAAAGUGUUUUGAUUUUGGCCCACGACAAUCGUCCCUUCCACUUUUACGAAAUGACGUCAAACGAUCUGCAAUACUAUGUCAGAAACAGCUGAUCGACAUGAUGUCCAUAACUGCAACUUACUCUUCAUCUGGUGCUUUUCCUUUUCUGAUAAAUUGGGGAAAUGUUCUGUCGGGGUGAGUGUCUGUACAGUAUGUGGUGGCGUGCAUGUGCAGUAUGGGUCGUUUGAGUGGUGAACAACUUUGAUCAAUCCCCACACAGGGUGCCCCCCCCCCCCCAACAUCCUACAUUUUGAUUUUGAAAAUCUUUGUGACGCCACGAUGAAGUUACAACGUCGUGUCAUCUGCAAAGCAGUUUAUUAACGUUUUUCUUCUGACGUUUUGUGUCUGUGAAUAUAUCUGAAUGUUACAGUUUAGACUAAAUGGUAAUAAUUGUGAGGUACUAUCAAUUCAAUGGCUUCCUCUUUUAUCAAUCAGACUGAUAUCGACUGAGACGAUAAUAAUAUUUGGCCCUGCACUGUUGAUCAGCCGAAGAGAUGCGGCUGCGCAUGUGAAGCCACGGAGAAUUGGAAACUGUGGAUACUUGUGAUGUCACUCCGUGGCCUCUUACACACACACACACACACACACACACACUUUUGAUAUAAAUGUCUUGCCUGCUAGGAUAAAUUAUCUGCACCUAUCUUGUACUAUCAGCUACAGUACAGUAACCCCCCCCCCCCAUGCCCCCUCCAGCUUAUAUUUUUUUUCUCACAUACUGUAACAUCAUUAAUCUUCUUCAGACCAACCAUAAAGUGAUACUUUCACUAGAGCGAUUAUAGUAGAAGAAAUUAUUUUCAAAAAACGUAUUGUGUGCGAAAUACGAUCUAAAUUUCAGUUGUGGCUAAUAUGAGGCUUCAGCGGUCCCGGUCGGCUGAAUCAAAUUUUUACAUCUGAAAGUGAAUUAUCCCUCCACCCAAACUUGCCUGGUGGACGCAAAGAGGAAAAGACUGUUAUAUCACAAAAUACGCAAAAACUAUUUUGGCAAAAGUGCGUUUCCAACCAUCAGUUCAGUUUUGAAUAACAUUUAAAAUUUUCACAUAUACAAUUACCAUACAAAGUUGAUAUAUCAGCGAACCAAAAAGCUACAAUGAAAAAGACUCGGCAAAUAUUAAUGAACAAUAAUAAUAAUAAUAAUAAUAAUAAUGAUAAUAAACUAUGAUGUCUGCGAGGCAUGUGACUUAAACAUCACUUGAGCUGAGAAAACGUCAGCGAACAAAAGCAUCGCAGGCGAGAUGAGGAGGUUGUAAACCUUUGUUUACUACAUGAAAGAAACAUAAUCGCCAUAUUUCUAUGAUGUUCUAAUUCCACAUACUUAAUGGUACCGGUCCAGAGAACUGGAGAACUCGUCUAUUCUAUACUGACUCUUAUCUGUACAGUGGUCACUUGAUGGGGGGGGGACUCAUAACUUCCUGUGACAUGAAUAUGACAUAAUAUCUGCACCUGUCUUUUACUGUAAAGUAGAAGAAGCAAAGAUUGACAAUUGGGAGUUUUGAAGCUCAUUUCAUAAAGUAUAGAGUUUUUUGUUUUUUGACCACAGAGAGCUUUGACUCUGGGGGCAAAACAAUUAUUAAUAUGGUAUAAACUCUCACCAGUGUUUUAGAAAUUGCACUUUAAAGAAGAAAAAAACCUCUCUGCCACCACAUUCCAGCCUGUAUGGUCACUUUGAUGCUCUUGCUUUGCCCUUAAUAAUACAAUUAUAAAUAUAUAAAUAUAUAUUCUCACUUUACCUGAUGUAGUGCAAACCGAUCACUUCUUCUUCUUACAAAUGUAAAUAUUCAACCUGGUUGAAAUUUUAUCACAAGUUGAGGAGGGAGCUUGUACAAAAUGCUGAACUUACAGUAUCUCGUGGUUUUCCAGCGUCGUCCCCGGACUGCGACGUGCAGCACCAGAUAAAAGAAGGGGGGGGGGGGUAAUGUCAGUAAAGCGGCAUGACAGAAGAUGGUACAGUAAAUCUUGAUUUUUAAAAUUUCCAUAUUUCAAAGACAUAAUCAAAAUAAAAUCAAGUAAUCCUUGACGAUGUCAUUGUAAUCUGAUUACACUUUUUUUUUCAAAUGUAAUCUGGUCUGAUUAGAGUAAUUUAAUUUUUGUAAUCUGAUUAUGUAAUCCAGAUUACAUGUAAUCCAGUUACUACCCAACCCCAGUACAUACCUUGUGUGGCUUUAAGGGAUUGGCAGGCAGUAUUAGCAGCUGAAUAAUAAUUUUUGGUACGCCCCCCCUUGAAUGUUCUUCAUAUAAUUCAAAUACAGUGGAGUGGAGGGAAAGACAACAUUUAUCCCAGUGACACGAGAAGCCAGAAUAUCAACGUGGAAACGUAGGAGAAGGUGAUGAGGCAGUGGCAAAAAAAGAUGCCUCCAUCAAGCUUGUAUACAGGGUCCAAAAGUCAUAUAUGAUGAAUAUAAAUAUGAGAUAUGAUAUUUUUUGGCAUUCAUCAUCGUGUGGACAGAAGUGGUAUUGGUACGACGAACUUCGCUUAGCGAUGACUUCAUGUUUUGUAACAGUUUUUUUUUGGCUUCUCUCGCUUUUCUUUUUUCUCUGCUGCACUGAAAAUACAUAAUUUUUGACAAUAUGUGGUUUGGGAAAAAAAUAGAAGUGUCAUUAUUAGUCACUUCGUUCAUCAAAACAAUAUAGUAUACAGUAGAAUAUAGCCGUUGCAUUAUUUGUUACAAUCUGUACGUAUCGUUAUUAUGGAAGAUGUAAUGUCCUUCUGUAAAUGUUGUUAAUGUUGUUUUACCUGAAAUAAAAAUUGAUUAUAUGAUUCAGA